Messenger RNA from Paramecium pentaurelia, 960 nucleotides. The record is from the annotation of a GenBank genome assembly. Lineage: Eukaryota; Ciliophora; Oligohymenophorea; Peniculida; Parameciidae.
AUGAUAAAGAGAAAUACCUAAUUAAAGAAAUAAAUAGCAUCUUCUAGAAAUUAAGGUGUGAAUAAUAAAGAAUGUUUGAAACCAUAAGUCUUUUAAUUUCCACAAUUAAUGAAUAAAACAACUACAUUUUAAGAAGCAAUUAGAUUUUAAGGAUAGAUUCAAUAACCAUUUACACCAGAUGUCAUGAUUCGACAAUCUAUUAACAAACCAAGAAUGAUUGAGUAACCAAAAUUCAAAAACAAUUAUGGAGUUUAACGCUUUUCAGCUAAGGUUGUUUCAAAAUAAUAAAAUGUUAAGGAACCAGUGAUCAUAAAAAUAACUACAAACAAAAAUCAUUAAGUGAUUUAAUAAUAAGAAGAAUAGAGUGAAUAUUAAUUAAGUGAAUUAGGAACAUUUGAUGAUUUGAUUUAACAAAUUUAAGAAAAAGUAUUGACUAAAAAUUCAAACAUUUAAUAAUUAGUAUAAGAUAUCUGUUCAAUAGAAACUAUUGAUUUAAGAGGUCUAUAAUGUAUACCUUAAUUAAUUAAACAUGUUGUAAUUUCAUCAGUUUAGUAAUAACUUCAGAUACCAUAAAUUUUAUCUAUCUUAUUCACAUUAAGUGAGGAAAUUAUGACAAGAGAUGAUCUUGAUGAAUCUUUAUUAGAAAUCAUUAAAGUUUAUCUUCAAAAAGGUUAUGAUACUAAUUUACAAAUGAUUAUAGUUUUUAUAAAACGUUGUGGUUAAAUGAUUUAUUAUAUCAGAACCAAUAAAUAAAAAGUAUUGAGUGAACUUAUUAUAAAACUAUUACUUAAAUUCAAUCUUUCAGAUUCAUUUCAAGAAUCUCAAUUAAGAUUAGCAUUCAAUAUAAUAUUGAGACACAAAUAAUUGAGAUUGUACAUUAAAGAUAAUUAAGAUAUUUAUAAAUUGAAACAACCUUCAUUAAUAGAUUAAUUAUAGAGAUUUAAAAUUAAAAUUAAUUGA